Knipowitschia caucasica is the source of this 1158-nucleotide messenger RNA. NCBI's taxonomy places the organism in Eukaryota, Metazoa, Chordata, Actinopteri, Gobiiformes, Gobiidae. The record is from the annotation of a GenBank genome assembly.
AUGGAUUUGCUUGAACGGGUGACGGCGGGAGAUACAGUGAUGUCCCCCGUGCGUCCUGGUGUAGAGCGCGUGGAGCAGCCACAGGUGGGCUCUCCUUCUGCGCCGUUUGAAGAGACUGAGGUGAGGUCUCUGAGCCUGGUUCGUUCUCCCCGUGAUGUGCUAGUGGAUGUGCGCAUUGCUCGUUUAAAGUACGAGAGGGAGAAGGAGGAGCGUGAGUUUCAGCUAAAGCGUGAGAUUGCGUUAAAGCGUAUUGAAGCGGAGGCUGUUACUGCUCGCAAAGUGGCCUUUAAAAAGAUAGAGGCUGACGCUGCGCUUAGGAUGCGGCAAUUGGAGUUGCAAUCAGCGGGUCGCAGUCCAGGUUCCUCGUCACCUGUGGUCAGUGCGCCUGAGUUUGACGUGACUCAAAAUAUCCCGCUUGUCCCAACUUUCCGUGUUGGUGCGCCCUCGUGUGGACGGACUGAUAACACCAAGGUUUACAUUGAGAAGCCAGAGUUAAUCACUUCUGUGUCCCCUCCACCCACAGAUAAGAAAGCUGGUCGCAAGUUCAGUCUGGCUGGACUUGUGUUAAGUUGCGGCAUACCUGGACCAAACAAACUGCUUGACGAGGUCUCUACCGAAAUCAGACAGUUUGACCCUGGUGUGUUUCGGUUUUUGUCCUUCAUGGGCAUGGCGUUGGCAAUGCUGCUGGCUCUGCAGCGCCUACGUUUUUUGUUGGGUCGCCUUGUGUCCCGUUGGGGGCUCGUCCGGGAUCAGUUCCCCAUCGAUGGGGUGGAGUUCAUCAUGGGGAAUGACCUUGCAGGUGGCAAAGUGUACCCCUCCCCUGAGGUUGUUACUCGCCCUAUCCUGAGCUCUGAUGUGGAUGAGCUGGCUGAGAAACACCCUGACGUGUUUUCUGUGAGCGUUCUGACCCGCGCUCUGUCUAAAAUGGCGAGAGAGCAAAGGUCUGCAGACCCAUUGGAGGAAGACUUGGAGGAGCCAUGUGUUGCCCGGCAGUGUGGUCGGCUGUCAAACUCUGAGUUUUUGUCCAGUUUAGGCACCAACCUGGCAUAUCUCAGCCAUGUUUAUUCUGCUAAAGCUGAAGGGGGCCUUGGAGGAGCCCUGAGAGGAGACCCUCAGGGGAGACCCUCAGAGGAGACCCUCAGAGGCCUGCAGGCCUGA